This is a messenger RNA of Hyaloscypha bicolor E, 975 nucleotides long. RefSeq names its product ankyrin. Lineage: Eukaryota; Fungi; Ascomycota; Leotiomycetes; Helotiales; Hyaloscyphaceae. The transcript has a single exon. Bases 1 to 975 code for a protein of 324 amino acids. The record is from RefSeq and is a predicted model, not a curated record. Gene Ontology annotation, molecular function: protein binding.
AUGUUUGCUGCGCACCUAGGCUGGAAUGAAGUGGUGGCAUUGCUUUUAGAAAGCGGUGCUGGUGGUACAGUCGUUGACACCCGAGAUAAAAACUAUGCAACGGCACUCUCUCUGGCGGUAAUAUCUGGCCAUUUUGCCACAGUGCAACGACUUUUGGAAGCCAACGCAUCCUGUAAGAUCAAAGACAAGACCGGAGCUACCAUGGUUAUCAUUGCAGCAAGAAACGGCCACCUGCCACUUUUGCGUCUUUUCCUGAACUCAUACAAGUUGAGUCUAAAUGAUCGAGAUACAGAUGGUCGCACGGCUCUUUCUUAUGCUGCUGAAUUUGGCCACAAAGACGUGGUUCAUUACCUACUAGAGCAGCUCAGUCUCGCCGAGGUGGACACUCUAGAUAGACAAGAUCAAACUGCACUCGUAUGGGCAUGUAAAAAGGGCUACUGCGUCAUCAUAAGCUUACUCAAAGAUCAUGGCGCUGAUCACAAGCACAAAGAUAGGAACGGAAGGACACCAUUCUCGCAUGCUGCGGAAAAAGGACAGACCACUGUUCUCAGACAUCUUCUACUUCUUGAAGAAGAAAAUAAAGAAAACUCGCUCAAAAUGCUCGAAUGGAAAGAUGAUGCUGGCCGGACGGCAUUGUCUUGGGCUGCAGAGGAGGGUAGAUUGGAGACUGUCCGGCUGCUACUGAGAUGGGGCACGGAUCCUUUAUCGAGCAACAAGAGAAAGAUGACACCAAGGAUGUUUGCUUUGGAUAAAGGUCAUACUCAGGUAGCAAAGCUACUGGCGUCGGACCAUACAUCUUCAGGACUCAUACCAGGCAAUGCCAUUCCGAUUACACGGCAACCAUCCUUGCCUGUCAAUCUCCCCCCACUAAAGAAUUCUGCCAUCGAGUCUGAAAACGAUUCCUCGGCGUCGAUUUCGGCUUUGAAUUUAAGUGGCCAAGCAACGGGAGCUUCUGGGGGCGGAAUUUCUACUUGA